UCCUUAGGAUAAAUAGUUUAUUCAUUUGAGAGGGAAAUAUUCAGCCAUGACGCUUUGUUGAUUGUAUUAUUUAUUUCCCGGCGUUUUAGUUUAAUUAUUGAAUGAAUUUUAUACAAAAAAUAAAUAAAAAUGAAUGAAACUAAUCCAGAUGAUCUAGAGAUGGAUAAGACGCUCGAUCCCAUCAGACCUUCGUCGCUGUUGACAGGUGAGAUGUCAUAUAUUUUUGGCCGGGAUCCUAGUAUUUUAUCAUUUGGACAGCGACCUGGACCAUCGGUGGAGGCUAAAAAAAAUUUAUAUUCAGUGUAUGAGGUUGAAGAAACCCAAAGUGAGACGCAAGCAAGUCUAGACGUGUCUUCAGCUCAAACAAUAAAAGUUUAUUUGCGGUUAAAACCAUUCAGUAAAAAACCAAAGCUUACUUCUGAGCAGGAAGAUGCCUAUCGUAUUACCAGCUCAACAUCUUUGCUUACAAAAUUACCUAGUCAGGAUAAUCACACCAUGUCUAUGAGAUCGUCAACAAUUGAUUUGGUUUGUCGCAAGUACACUUUCACAGAGACCUUCGGUCCUGAGACCUCGCAAGCUGAGUUUUUCAAUCGCGUUUUGCAGCCUCAGAUGCCCGAGUUUUUAGAAGGACACAAUGCCACCAUCAUGACCUACGGCACCACAAACUCCGGCAAGUCUUAUACACUACAAGGUACUGCAUCCGAACCAGGUCUUAUCCCCAGAAGUUUGGAGUAUCUUUUUUCCCAUAUAAUUCCCACGGAGAUACCCAACUACAAGCCACUCAACCACAGCGAAGUGAUAAAAUUAUCCUCAUUGGAAAAACAGAUUGAGGUGGAGAACAAAAGCAAGCUCGUAUCUUAUGGAGCGUCGGACCGUAAUCAGUACAUCGAUGCUUUCAAAAAAAUGCAGCAAGUACUUAAAAACGAAGCUGGUGAAAUGAAAUCCGACAUGCUGUCAGAUAAUCCAUGUGCUGUCUGGAUCUCAUUCGCGGAAAUAUACAACGAAACUAUAUACGAUUUACUCUCCAAUGACUCAUCUCAACGUCGUCCAGCUCUGAAACUUGCUACUGAUAGCCACGGCGCGACUUUUAUCAAAGGAUUGAAAUCUAUUUUUGUUACUUCCAGUUGCGAAGCCUAUCAAAUUUUAAUGGCUGGCCAGUAUAAUCUCAAAGUUGCGGCUACUGCACUUAAUGCUCAUAGUUCUCGUUCCCACUGCAUAUUUUCUAUUAAAUUGCUACGUAAUUUAUUGAAUAACGAUCCCAAGUCUGUAGAGAUGAGCACAUUCACAUUCUGCGAUUUAGCUGGAUCUGAACGUUUGAAAAAAACUCUAAACCAGGGCGAUCGUUUGAAAGAAGCAAAGAACAUAAACACAAGUCUUAUGGUACUGGGUCGUUGUUUAAAAUCAAUCUUUGAUGUUCAGACAGUGAAGCAGCAGCGGAGCGAUCUAAUUGGCCCAUUCCGAGAAUCAAAAUUAACUAGACUAUUCCAGACCGCAUUGUCGGGAAAAGAACCGAUAGCUUUGGUCGUAAACGUGAAUCCGUCACCAAAUUUAUACAUCGAGACUCAGAACGUAUUGAAUUUUGCCGCCAUGGCAAAAAAAAUAGUGAUUCAACCUAAAAUGAAAAAACGCAGAAAAUCUAAGACAAGAUUUUCCCAUCUCGUUUUGCAAAGCACGGAUACUGCAACUGAUUGGGAUGAACCGGCUACGGAAUGUGAUCUUGAGAGUAUCGUUGAGCAGUCAACUGAAGAAGAGUGUGCGUAUGUAGCUGCUGAAGACUACGAAGUACUCGUUGAAGAAAAUAGAAAUUUACGUAAAGAAAUUGAAAAGAUGAAAUCUUCUGCUUUUAAAAGAGAUCUUGAAACACGUGACGAGAUCAGUAAAUAUUAUUCCGCGGUUAUUAAGAGAAUGGAAGAAGAUCAUCAAUCAAGACUUAAUAAUGUCAAAGAUGAGCAUCGCACUCUCUAUGAAUGGGAACUGGAAACUUUGGAGACGUAUUACAAGAACCAAUUAGCAGCAGCAGCCAAAAGCCGUAAACGUAAACGUUCUGAACAAGAUGAUGAGGAUGAAGACGAUGAUUCAGAUGCGGAUGUUACGAAAGAUGAAAUGGAAAUUCAGAUAAAACAGUUGAAUCAGAAAGUUGAUUCUUUGAAGGAAAAAUUAAAGAAAACAAUUAAAGAGAAAGAUGAAGCGUUGGUAGAAAGAAAUAAAGCUCUCUAUCAGCAAAGUCUGGAUGCAGAGCAAAUAAAAGUGUCUAUGAAUCUUGUUGCCACUUUGGAAAACUCUUGCAUUGAAGAUAGGAGUGAAGUCUACGUCAAUCAGUUGAAGCAGGAACUGCACCAGUGUAAGCAGAAGAAAAAAUCUUAUGAGAAUUUACUAGAUCAAGCCAAGAAAGAUUUCAUUGAACUGCGUAAUGAAAUUGAUGGCAAAGAAUGUCGGAUCAAUAAACUGGAGAUUGAAUUAGCGCACAAGGAUGAAGAACUAGCAGAUUUAAAUGCUGUGUUAGAAAACGCUGAGGAGGUUGUGGCUCAGAAAGAAGAUUUGAUUCAAGAACGGGGAGAAGAAAUAAAAGCACUGGUCCAGCAGCUCCACGAACUGGAAAAUAAAUACGAUGAGUUGAAAAAAUUGUACAAAGAGAGUACUAAGGAAACAGUUCUUGAGAUCAAAGAGAGGACAUCUGAUGCUCGUGAUAUGAUAGAAGAGCUGGAAGAGAAAGUGGCGAGUCUCGAAAAAGAUAAUAAUCUGGUGAGUGAAAAAUUGUCGAGAAAAAUUUUCGAGGUUCAGGAAUUGAAAAAUAAUUUGAGGGAGAUCCAGAAUAAUUAUAAUGAAUUGAAGGAGCAACGUGUCAAGUUUGAUGCUGGUGAAGAGCGCGAUGACAAUAAGGAAGUUCGCGACCAUAACUGUCAGACUUCGCCGUCCACUUCAACUCAGAGUAAUCAAACCAGUUUCAGUGAGUCGGUUGAAAAUAAAUCUCUUCAAACUUCGUUGACUUUCGCUGAUGAUAAAGUUGAUGGCGAGGAAAAUCAGCUGGAGGAACUGCGGGAUAAGUAUUCAGAGUUGAAGGCUAAAUAUGAAGAGGAGCAGGAGCGUGUAAUAAAAUUAAAUGAAGAGUUGGAGGCACAUAAUGAAGAAAAUGAGAGGAUGAAGGCGGCGAGAGAUUACUACAAGGAAGACUUGUACAAUAUUAAUGAAGAGUUAACUGAAACGAAGAAAACUAUUACUAGUAUCAAGGGUGAAUUGGAUGAGAAAGAGCGCGUGAAAACUGAGUUGGAAUUGAAACUUGAAAAGUUGGAACAACUUGUCACGGUCCUUGAAGACGAAAAUAAAAAAUUGAAAGAAUUGAAAGAGUCUUGCGAAGAUGAUUUGAAUAAAAAGAAUGAAGAAUUAGCUCAGGUUAAGGAUAAAUUUGAUUCUGUUAAAAAUGGCCUGGAGGAAAAGGAACUUCAGUUGGAUUCUGUGGAGAAAAAGUUGGAGAUUAACAGAGAAGUGGAAGUAAAACUUAAUGAGUUGAAUAAACAGAUGGAGAAACUCGUUGAGGAAAAUAAAAAGUUGAAAGAACUGAAAGAGUUUUGCGAGAGUGAUCUGAGUAAAAAGAAUGGAGAAUUAGCUGAAGCUGAAGAUAAAAUUAAUUUUAUAAAGAAAGACUUGGAGGACAAGGAAACUCAGUUAGAUUCUCUGGAGAAAGAGUUGGAGAUAAAACAAAAAAUGGAGAUUGAAUUUGAAGAGUUGAAGCAACAAAUUGAGAAGCUCAGUAAUGAAAAUAAAAAGUUGGAAGAGCUGAAGGAAACUUGCGAGAAUGACUUGAGGAAAGUGAAGGAUGAGUUGUCCGAAGCGAGGAGACAAGCCGACGGCAUUAGGAAUGAGCUAGAGGAUAAGGAGUCACAGCUGGAGUCUAUCGAAAAGAAACGAGAGCUUGAAGGAAAAUUGGAUAUUAAAUUAAUCGAAAUGGAACAGAAAGUUGAGGAGCUUUCGAGUGAAAAUGAAGAGUUCAAGAAGUCAAGGGAAAUUUAUGAAACUGAUUUGAACUGCUGUCGGGAAAAACAUCUGCCGCGUAUCGCAGAACUGGAGAAGGCUGUAGACGAAGCUGAAGAAGUGGUGAAAAAUCUCAAGUCCCGGAUAUCGGAGCUAGAAAUCCUGCGACAAGAACUCGAGGAAUCGAAAAAAUCACUUGAGAGUAAAAUAGAAGAGUUAGAAAAAACAGUGAGGGAGAAAGAUAAAGAAAUUUAUGAUUUGCAAAAAGAAAUAAAAGGAUCAAUUAAAUUAGGAGCUACUGAUGAUCUGGAGAAGGAGUUAAAGCAGAUGAUAAAAGAACGCGAUGAAGCUAAAGAGAAAUUGUCUGAGUUGGAUAAAUUGAAUAAAAAAUUGCAAACUAAAAAUAAUAAUUAUGAUAAAGACAUUGAAGAAAUGAAAUCAACUGUCAAUUAUUAUAAAAGAGAACUGGAAAUAUUGAAGGAUUGUGAAGGCAGAUAUAGGAAUACGAUCGAUGAAAAAGAGCGGGAGCUCGAAAGCUUCAAAAAGAAUCGAGAUGAAAUGGUUAACAAAUCAGAGAAUUUAAUUAAAAAAUUGCAAGAAGAUUUGGAGAAAGAAAAAAGGGAAGUGAAGAAGUUUCAAGAUAUUUUCCUUGUUAAAGGUCACACGCCUCGGGAUAAAGGUGAUGAAUUCCGAGCACCGUCAAGCGAUAGAGCUCAGUUGAAAUUAAGAGAAAAUAAGCCACCUAAAGACACUAAAGAAGAGACGUCUGAAGACGAGUCCGUUACAGAACGUCGUGGCAGACGCGCACGAAAAGUACUCGAGCCGACGUCUCCCAAUCAUAACAUUCCGAUAGUAGAAAUUUCCGAAACAGAGUCUACGAGAUCAACGCGUAAAACAACAGCCAAGACGUCAUGCCCGUCAACCGGAAAAAGGCAAACUCGUGGAAGAAGACUGUAUACUCCUAUAGAAGAUGGCGUAAUCGUCAUACCAACAACUCCUGAGCCCCUCCCGUCACCUGCGUCGUCAACACGCUCCCUACGAACGCGCAGAAAUAAAUAAUAUAUGAAUGUAAUCCACCUAUGAUUAGAUUUAUUCAUAAAAUUAAUUUUACUUAAAAAAAUGCAUAUAUUUUAAUGUAAUUUUUAAAUAAUCAUCAAAUGUAUAAAAAAAAAUAAUCAAAAGCUCUCUUAAAAUAUAAUUAUUCUUAUCAGUUAUCAUUAAUAAUUAUUUAUAUUUUAUAUUUUAUACAAAUA
Microplitis mediator is the source of this 5222-nucleotide messenger RNA. Its product is annotated as kinesin-like protein KIF20B. The coding region runs from base 130 to 5028 and encodes 1632 amino acids. Gene Ontology annotation, biological process: microtubule-based movement; mitotic spindle assembly. Gene Ontology annotation, cellular component: spindle microtubule; nucleus. The record is from RefSeq and is a predicted model, not a curated record. Gene Ontology annotation, molecular function: microtubule binding; ATP binding; plus-end-directed microtubule motor activity. The transcript is spliced from 7 exons. Lineage: Eukaryota; Metazoa; Arthropoda; Insecta; Hymenoptera; Braconidae.